UAAAUACCAUAUGAUAUUCGUAUAUAAAACAUGCAUAAUCAUGUAAAUAUACAAACUUACACAAAUUCAAUUUACUGAUAUGGUGCUCUUAUUAUAGAAUUAUCACUAUAUAGAGAGUGUGCCAAUAUUUAAUGAACUUUCCUCUGUGUAAUCAGUGUAUAGAUAUUUUUGAUAUGUAAGGUUAUAUAGACAUUUAUGGAACCCAAAUCAAACCAACAAGGUUAUGAUUUACCAUUUAAAAAAAUAAAUUCAAUAGUUCUUAUUUCUCAUGACUUGUAGAUUUCUUGCUCCAUGCCCAUGGAUCUAGAUCUAUGAUAUCUGAUUCUUUUUCAGCCUAAAUAAGGAGAAAAUUAAUGUGUUGAUUCUUUGCAUGUCUUGAUUUGGUUUGUUAUUAUGUUGUUGAGACUACUUUAGCAUUUUGCUAGCUUUUAGUCUCCUGAGCCUAUUUAAUACCAAAAUAUGCAGACUUUCCUUGCAGAGAAAAGUAAUAUGUAGAGAUUUCUAAGUGUGUCAACAUCUGUCCAUCCAAUAAGAACUCUUAUGAGUGCCUGCUGUGUUGUAGGCCUGCUACUGUGAGGAAGGUCAUAUUAGUAUUACUUGGCUUUUUAAAAACUUGCAUGUCCCUUGUGCCAAUAUGCUAUUAUGCUUUAUUUCUCUGCAGUAAUCACCAUCAUAGUCUGCUGGUGCUAAUGAUGGAAAUGAGCCUCUGAUGUGUCACACUUGGAAAAAGCUCAAGAUCACUGAUGAGAUAUAACUAUUUACAUAUAUUGAAUUAUUAUAUGUCAAUAUUUUGAUUAAUAUCACAUAUGAACGUAUAUCUAUUAAUAUUUUGCAUUAACAAUGAUAAUAUGCAUCAUAAUAUAUUUUCUGAUUCUAAGGGUUUCACAGUCCGGUGGGGUAGCCUAAAACAUAACCACAUAAUUCCAUGUGAAGUGCGAAGUACCUCAAGAGAAGAUAUGCGUAAGGUCCCACUUGAUGGUGGAGAAGACUAAGUUUUGCUUGUGAAAAUUGUAGAGGGCUUUGUAGAAGUGAAUCCAUUUUAGAGACAUGUAGUUUGGUAAUGUUGGUGAUGUGUUAGGCAUUAUGAGACAGAUUCAGAAGCUAGGAUAAUCUGGUAGUCUGUGAGACUGUUGGGAAGAUUGUGUAUUCAUUCACUUGACAUGGCUAUAGAGGCAGACAAAUAUGUUUGAUAGCAGCCUUUGUAACAUGGCAUCUUGUAGAUUGUGUUCUCUUGUAAGUUUCUUAAAAUGUUAUCACUUUUUGCAUUGCUUAACUGUUGUUAAAGUGUUUUAAAGAAAUGCGCUGGGAAACCCAAUGGCCUUUAGAUUCCUUUAGAUCCAACUUGUUCAUGUGCUAGGUCUGUGCUUAAACAAAUGGUUUAACUUCUCCGUAUCUUAGCUGCAUUAUCUGUAAAAUGUGAGUGAAAAUACUACUUCAAGGAUUAUUCAUCCAAAUUAAAAUAAAAUGAGAUAAUGCAUUCUUGGCACAGUUCCUGGCUCAUAGUAAGAGCAUGAAAUAUUUUUGUUAUUAGCUAAAACUUCAGCUUAGAAUAUGUAUCAACAUUGAAGAUUGUGGGCCUUAAAAAAGCCUACUUCUGACUUUCAAUUUCUUUCAACAUUCAAUUAAAUUCUGAUAGAAGUAUUGUAAAACACCUGAUUCUGGAAUUAUAUGUAUAUAUUUCCCUUACUUUGUUAAAACAGGUGUCCACAACAAGAUUGAUAGAGAAAUUAAUAAUUGGGGUGCAGAUGGUGAAAAUCUUUUCUAAAGGUGUGUGUGUGUGUGUGUGUGUGUGUGUGUGUGUGUGUGUUUGUGUGUGUGUGUGUAUAGCUCUGUGAAUGUUUAGAUAGAAUCUUAAGUUUAUAUUGAAUUUGAAGCUGAAGAUUGACUAGAUUGCCUAUACAAAAUACUUAACAAGUGAGCUAAUUUCUGCCCGAAUUCUGUAUUCCUACUCAUAUAUAUCAUAUCACUAUUUUCCUCUUAUAUGUGAAUGUGUAAAAUAGAGGCUGUGUGGGUCCAGAGGGAACUUAGAUAUGUGGUCAUCCUCUCUGGCUUGAAUCUUACCACUCUAUCCGGCUUUGUGUUUAAAAUUAAUUUAAGAGUAAUUAUCUGUUUCAGAUUUACUUUGACAUCUACCCAACCUAUUUUUUAUUUUAUUUAUUUAUUUCUGAUCUUUUGUUUUAAUCUUUGGAUGCAAGAUGAUGCAAUAAUGAUAAAACAAAAUCCAAAAGCCCAUAAAGCUGGGGGAUGUGCUUGGGAUUUUCAAGGGUGGGAUAGGGUCUGUAUUAGACAUGAGUUUACUGAUUACGAUCCCAGGCAUUGGUUUUCUGUCCUUCAUUGUUAGCACAGGUGAGUCUGGGGAUACAGACUGAAUGGAGUGGGGAAGAGAGGAUUUGUUAAUAACCAGGGAGGAGCACAUGGGAUAGAUCUCAGGUAUUUGCAAGCAUUUGAGAACCACUGAUUUUAACUAUAUGAACUGCGAUGCCUCAGUGCCAUCCUGGGUCUUUCCACAUUCUAUAUUUAAUUGAAAGCCUUUGCCAUAUUUUGGUUAGGGACUCAAUUUUAAUCAGAUAAAAUGUAAGUAAUUAUAAAAUAAUGACAAAUUUAGCAUACAAGGUUUUAAUGAAUCACAGUAGUUGGACAGCAUUAGAAACAAUAGUUGAAAAAAUACUUAGAGCUUUUUUAUGCAGUGAUAUCUGUAUAAUCUAUUUAGCUCAAAGAUAACAUUGAGUUUCUAUCCACAUAUGUUUGUGAAUGUAUAAUUUGGACACCUGGGAUUUUAUUUUACCUAGAUGUUUUAUCCAUUCCCUUUUAAAAAUCCAAUGUUCUAUCUGUAAUGCUCUGCCACUACACAUUCUUUCAAAAAAGUUCUGAUUCUAAAUCUUUCAUGAUGAUACACCUCAAUCUUCUUUAAACAUAGAUAGCACUUAUGGAAAAAACAAAAACAAAACAGAUCCUUCAACACAGGCCACUUCAUAGCAAAACAUCUUAGUUUUCUUGCCAAGUUAAUGAAGGAAUACUGCUUUGUUUUGUUUUUUCCCUUACAUACACAUGCUUUGAAAUCUUGGUUAGAUUUCUUUCUUCAACAUUACUGUCUUAGAGUGGUUUUUCCCACUGUGUUCAGCAGCACAUUAGUUUUGUUGGGUAAAUUAUGUGACAUAAAACCAAAUAUGUGACAUAAAGCCAAAUGAGAUUGGGAAAUUCCAGUCCAAAUUGAACAGACGUCACCCCCUCCAAUCUAUUUGUAAAACUGUAAUUGCUAAUGUACAUUGUGGAUCUCUGGGAGGGAUAUAUAUUAUACAGUUUCCAUUAAAUUUAAUUUGUCCAAGGAAUCUCCUUUUGUUUCUUUUUUUGAAGCUAAUAUCAUGGGAAGCAUGUAGAGACAAGUCUUGAAUUUCUUGUCGUCUGUGCUUAAACAGUUACCGUAUUAAAAUCCCAGGCAGAACUUAGCUAAACUUCUGGUAAGCAUAGGCAGAAUGUUCUGAAAUACCAUAAUGUUUUUUCAAAAAGGUUCUUACGGUUGAAGAUUUCUAAGCCUUUUACUUAUCCAGCUCCAAAUUAUGAACAGAUUCUAUGUUUACCUUUUUUCCCCCCAUACAUAAAGCUUUUCAUACCCUAGAAGUCAGGAAAAAGUGAUUUAAUCUUAUUAUUAGAAGUGACUUUGAAGUAUAGUUUUUUAAAGAUCAGUUUUCUUUGGAAAAUUUCUCUGUACUUAAUAAAAGAGAGAAAAUGACUCCUGUGUGUGCGUGUAAUUUGUUUUCGUCAGAAGGAAAAAUGAUGCUAAUUAGGUUAAAAUAAGUAGUUGGCACUAAAUUGUGUGAUUUCUAAACCAAAUUUUGUAUCAAUAGUGUGUGUUCAUUACAAUGUGAAAGACAACUAUCAGUACUGCUUAUUAAUUUAAGUGGGCUUAAAAAAUACAAGAUAAACAUCUCUGGCCUUGUGGAACUUUUAUGUAUUGACACUCUGAACUUAUUUCUAAAUCACUUUUGUUGCGUGAAUGCAUUAGCUGGUUCAUUGUAAUAUUUUCAUCUGUUGGAUACUUCUAUGGUUGUCCUUAGUCCAUUGGUCUCAGAUGGAUGCAGGCCAUUUAAAUUGUUCCAUGUCAUACAGCACAGUGGUUUGUGAGUUAUUUCCUAGUUUCAUGAGGAAGAACUGCUGUAUAUGAAGACACAAACUUCCUUCCCUUCAUUUUAGAGAUAUACACCCAUGCACAUGCACACAUACAGAGUAUAUUACAAGUUCUCAGUAUGUCUUCACAACAUCUGUUUUAAUCUUACAUUAAAUUUGGCACUUUUAUUAAUAAUAAUAAUAAACCUUACCAAAUAUACUUGGCUUACUGGUGCUGUGAAGACAGCGAGCAUUCUAAUUGCACUAUGUUAUCUUUAUGGUAAGCAUCUAUUAGAUUCACUAUACUAUAUAUGUGUGUCAGUUUACCAAAUGGAUUUGCAGUGAUUGACACAGAUUUCUUAAGAGAGAACUAAGAAGGCUGUUAGUUAUAUUGGUGUAUUAAUAUUGGGAUUUUCUUUUCUAUUGAAUAACAGAUUAGAAAACAGAAAAAGGCAACAUUAAUACUUAAAAAAAAUAAACUACCUUUAGUAUCCAAAGAUAGUUUUCACCAAAUGCUGGGGACAUAGUCAAAGGCAUUCCUACAAAGCACAGCACUUGUUAUUUUUGUUAUGAGUGAAAAUCUAAUUUACAUACAAUAAAAUGUCAAUUCACAUCAUAACAAUCAAGAUAAAUAGAAACAUUUAUACUCUUCGAUGAGCUACUCUUUUUGAACUUAAGUGCUGUGCUUGGCUCUUUGCCCAGAGGGCAGUUGAAAUGUUCUAAGUUUAACAGAGAAGUAGGAAUGAAGUUGAAAUUGACUUGUGUGCAAAUGCAAAGUCAGAUUGAUUGGCCUGUGUGAAUUAACAGUUGUCAUUGCAGAUAUUUUAAUCGUUUAUUUAUUUUUUGAGAGGAAAACGAAAGGAAAAACUACUUUUCUGCAGGGAAACAAAUGGUAACAUUUCUCAAUUUGCACAGUGAAAUGGUGAUCUUAUUCAAAUCAGGGAUUUUAAUACAUUUGCCUCUCACCUGUUAAGAAAGGAAAAAUAGUCAAUUCGCCUUGCCUUUUGAGGCUCGGUGAUGUGGUCUUUCUCUAUUUUAGUUUCUCUAGUUAGUGAAAUAGGUGCAUUUUUUUUGGAAGAUAUUUUCUUAUGAAAGUACAAUGGUUAAUGAAAUUUUUUCUUUAACAUGCAUUUGGCUAUAUGAAGACUCAUUUUGGCAAAGAGGACAUUAUUAUUUACUUACCACACUAUCUCCUUUUACCUAGACAAAUGCAUUUGAAAUGAGAUAUAUAAAAUGUAAAAAGAACAUAGCAAGAUGAAAUAAAAGCCUAAUAAAAUGUGUUUGGGCUAGCAUCAAAACUCCUUGAAAUAGGAUAUCUAAAUAGUGUGCAUUUUAUCUUAGAGAGCUUUGGGUUAGUUCUAGUGUCCAGAUGACUAUUAAUGGGCUUUUGUGUUCUGAAGCAUAUGUUAAUAGAAGUGAUCAUUUUGGAUUAAUUUAAUGUGAAUUAAUAAGAGAUUUAUUUGAUGGAAGUUGUUUGAAGGUGAUGACAUUUAAAACUCAACAACAUUUAAGAUGUUCAAAAAUACCUUUAAAAAAUUUGAGAACAGUCAAUUAAGAGAGAGCAAAUUAAAUAGAAAUGGAUAGGAAAGAACAGGAUCUGACAUUGAGUUUAUGAAGUUUGAAGCAGUUUACAAAAAAAGCGAUCUACCAUUGAAGUAUUGCCCUGGAAUCUGAAGAAAUAGAAAACAUCUAAACUCCUUCAGUGAUUCUUGGGUUUGUGAAUUGGAUAAACAAUGUUCUCUUGCAUUUUAUAGUUCACUUAAGCAAUCUGAUUUUGAUCUGUAUACAUGGAGUAGACAGGAUUCAAGUGUUUUUUUCUCCUAAGCCAAUGAGCAAACACAUAUGUUCUUUCAAAACUGAACUGUAUAUGUUGUUCAUAUGGAAGCUAUCUAGUUUGCUCUAGGCUCAAGAUUUGACCUUCCUUUUCUUUUGCUAUCAAUUUCUUAAUUCUUUAAAUUCUUUGUGGGGACUUUUGAUCAAAAGAAACUUUUUUUCUCUCCCUUAAAAGUUUUUUAAAAAAUAAAAGCUACAUGAAAUGUAUAAUUAAUAGCUCAGUAUUCUUAUGCUGGUAAUACAAGCAAGCAUGGAAGAAAACAUAUUUAUUAAGACGAAGACCAUGAUGACUUCUUUUUGUGCUAAGCUUUGAUUUCAAACACUUGAAAGUUUUGUAAUCUGGAAAAACAAAAAGAAAAUGUCUGUCAUUAUAUAUUAUGAAAAUAAGACCUGCUACCUAUAAUUAAAAAUUAUAUGCAACAAGAUUUGAAACUGAGGUCCAAUUACAGGAUCUUGCCCUCCUGAUUUUUUAGAGUCUUAUUCAGAAUGUAGUGUGUGUGUGUACAUAUAUAUGCACAUGCAUAUAUGUAUAUGAAAUGAUAUUUUGAAAGAUAUUCAAAAGUUUCAAUUUUCCUUGAGAAAGAGGAGUUCCUUGUAGUCAUUUUCCUUGCCUUUUAAGCAUAUCUUUCCUUUUUAAAUUAAUGACAAAUAGUAAAAUUAAAGUCAUCUUGCUUAAUGUGUUUUGCACAUAGUUGAGGUUGGAUAUAUUUACUGAACGCAUGAAUAUUGGGGGAAGUGAGUAACUGAGGGAAAGAUAGGCUUCAGUGGUGUUUAGACCACCCUUAGUAGUAGGUGGCCCACUAUUCUAUAGUCUUUCAAUGUAAUUGGACAAAUAUUUUAAAGGUAAAACUGAAGUACCAUUAACCAGAACUAUUAUAGAGUCACAGAGGAGGGGGAAUUUUGGAAAUAAUUUAUUCAAAUUCCCUUAUUGUACGGGAAAAACAGAGGCUCAGAGAAGCAAAUGGAUUUGCCCUUGAUCACACGAGCAGGUGAUUUAAAUCAGAUGCAGAAACUGGAUAUGCAAUUUCUAUGCCACUCUUACUCAGGUUUUUAUUCUUUACUUUGCUUAGGGUAAAGAUACUAUAAAGAAUAUAGAAUUUACAUCUCUUACCUUCAAGGAGUUUCUCAUCUAAUGGAAAUAAAUUUUAGUUCUUCUGCAUUGAGCUGAUGUGUGAUCUAAGCUCUGUUGUUAAAUUACUGUGAUAGCUGAUUACUUUGGUUGAAUAAUUUAUUUGAUUAUCUAUUGCAAGGUUAGUUGGAGUAAGAAUAUGUCAUAACUGUAUGCAUGUAUAUGUUUAUAUUAUAUAUAAUAUAUGAAAUAAAACUAAAUCACUAGUGGCUAAUUUACAAUAUCUAGGUAAUGAUAGAAAACUCAAAUCCCUUUUGCUGUAAAGGUGCUCUCUUGAGAACAUGAAUCAGUGUUCUACAGGAGAUUUUUUUUCUUAUGUAUUUAAGCACUUUAAAUAGUGAGAUAAAAUAGUUAUCAGAAUUAUUUUUGUAAGCUCUAAUGCUGAUUAUUUCUAUUGCAUAAAUCUGUCUAAAUUGUACUGUAAUGGAAAUAAUGUACUUCCCUAUUUUUAUAAAAGUAAACACUUUUUCUAAGAAAGCAAAGGAAGCUUUUAGAUUUGUUUUACUUAGAAGGAAAUACAGCUAAUUAAGAGUAGAAAUUUAUGAUUUUUACAAAUGGAAUAUCUUAUAACUCAGCAGUGAAAAUGAAUACAAAUAAGUAUUUGGGGGAAGCUACAUAUAUUUUUAACCUGCCUAAAUAUCGUGGCAUGUAUAAUAUGCUUUCUCAUUAUAUGGGCUGUUUAGGUGGAGAAUAAUGUAAAUGUAGGGCUGCUCACUAUUGCAUAGCCCCAGAGUUCAAUUUUUUAUCUCACAAUUAAAUAGGGGACUUAGAAUAGCAAUUUUGAGCUUUGCAGUUCUGCUUUAAAUUCUUUACCUCCUCUUUGUCAACUUCACUUUUAGCCCAUUAUCUAAAAUGCAGUUCACAGUGGUUUUACUCUACUGGAUAUUUUAAACUUUUCUGGGGUUAAGGUAGUCUGCAUGAAGGAUAUUGCUAUGUAGCAAGGUGAUAAAGUUUAAAAUAGAGUUGCCAAAACUAAUGACAACUUUCAUUGAUGUGAUUAUGUAUUUUAAUUACUUUAAGAUUUUCCAUAUAAAUGCCUAUGCUGGUGUUUGCAAAUUAAGGUCUUUUACCCAUAUCCCAAUGCAGGUAAGUAUUAUGGUCAUUAGGGGUGAAGAGGUUUUAGAGAUUAAAUAAUUUCACCAACGUCACAGUCUGUUAUGAAAAUAACUUAUGUCUUGUAGCCUUUUAUAUCAUGUUCCUCCUUCUCUUGUUUCUUUAUUAAAACCCAGGGGAGGGAGAGGAUCUGCUCAAGAUCUGCUCAUGAUUUUAUGUCUUUCAGGCAGCCUAUGAUGCCGGCAUAUUAAUGUAUUUUAGGUGUGAUAUAUUAAACUAUGUUUACAUCAUUUAGGAAGGAAAAUAUUUUUUUGCUUUGUUUUACAGAUGUACAGAUCAGCUCUCAAAAUGUCUUCUGUGUCUUCCGAGCGUCUUCUAAGACAAUUGCAUUAGCCUCCUGCUAGUUGACUAAUAGAAUUAAUAAUUGUAAAAAGCACUCUAAAGCCACAUGCCUUAUGAAGUCAAUGCUGGGUAUGAUUUUACAAAUAUGGUCCGGAAAAAGAACCCCCCUCUGAGAAACGUUGCGAGUGAAGGCGAGGGCCAGAUCCUGGAGCCUAUAGGUACAGAAAGCAAGGUAUCUGGAAAGAAUAAAGAAUUUUCUGCAGAUCAGAUGUCAGAAAAUACGGAUCAGAGUGAUGCUGCAGAAGUAAAUCAUAAGGAGGAACAUAGCUUGCAUGUUCAAGAUCCAUCUUCUAGCAGUAAGAAGGACUUGAAAAGCGUAGUCCUGAGUGAGAAGGCUGGCUUCAAUUAUGAAAGCCCCAGUAAGGGAGGAAACCUUCCCUCCUUUCCGCAUGAUGAGGUGACAGACAGAAAUAUGUUGGCUUUCUCAUCUCCAGCUGCUGGGGGAGUCUGUGAGCCCUUGAAGUCUCCUCAAAGAGCAGAGGCAGAUGACCCUCAAGAUACAGCCUGCACCCCCUCAGGGGACUCAUUGGAGACAAAGGAAGAUCAGAAGAUGUCACCAAAGGCUACGGAGGAAACAGGGCAAGCACACAGUGGUCAAGCCAAUUGUCAAGGUUUGAGCCCUGUUUCAGUGGCCUCAAAAAACCCACAAGUGCCUUCAGAUGGGAGUGUAAGACUGAAUAAAUCCAAAACUGACUUACUGGUGAAUGAUAACCCAGACCCGGCACCUCUGUCUCCAGAGCUUCAGGACUUUAAAUGCAAUAUCUGUGGAUAUGGUUACUAUGGCAACGACCCCACAGAUCUGAUUAAGCACUUCCGAAAGUAUCACUUAGGACUGCAUAACCGCACCAGGCAGGAUGCUGAGCUGGACAGCAAAAUCUUGGCCCUUCAUAACAUGGUGCAGUUCAGCCAUUCCAAAGACUUCCAGAAGGUCAACCGUUCAGUGUUUUCUGGUGUGCUGCAGGACAUCAAUUCUUCAAGGCCUGUUUUACUAAAUGGGACCUACGAUGUGCAGGUGACUUCAGGUGGAACAUUCAUUGGCAUUGGACGGAAAACACCAGAUUGCCAAGGAAACACCAAGUAUUUCCGCUGUAAAUUCUGCAAUUUUACAUAUAUGGGCAACUCAUCCACCGAAUUAGAACAACAUUUUCUUCAAACUCACCCAAACAAAAUAAAAGCUUCUCUCCCCUCUUCUGAGGUUGCAAAACCUUCAGAGAAAAACUCUAACAAGUCCAUCCCUGCACUUCGAUCCAGUGAUUCUGGAGACUUGGGAAAAUGGCAGGACAAGAUAACAGUCAAAGCAGGAGAUGACACUCCUGUUGGGUACUCAGUGCCCAUCAAGCCCCUCGAUUCCUCGAGACAAAAUGGUACAGAGGCCACCAGUUACUACUGGUGUAAAUUUUGUAGUUUCAGCUGUGAGUCAUCUAGCUCACUUAAACUGCUAGAACAUUAUGGCAAGCAGCACGGAGCAGUACAGUCAGGCGGCCUUAAUCCAGAGUUGAAUGAUAAGCUUUCCAGGGGCUCUGUCAUUAAUCAGAAUGAUCUAGCCAAAAGUUCAGAAGGAGAGACAAUGACCAAGGCAGACAAGAGUUCGAGUGGGGCUAAAAAGAAGGACUUCUCCAGCAAGGGAGCCGAGGAUAAUAUGGUAACGAGCUAUAAUUGCCAGUUCUGUGACUUCCGAUAUUCCAAAAGCCAUGGCCCCGAUGUAAUUGUAGUGGGGCCACUUCUCCGUCAUUACCAACAACUCCAUAACAUUCACAAGUGUACCAUUAAACACUGUCCAUUCUGUCCCAGAGGCCUUUGCAGCCCAGAAAAGCACCUUGGAGAAAUUACUUAUCCCUUUGCUUGUAGAAAAAGUAAUUGUUCUCACUGUGCACUCUUGCUUCUGCACUUGUCUCCUGGGGCGGCCGGAAGCUCGCGAGUCAAACACCAGUGCCACCAGUGUUCAUUCACCACCCCUGAUGUAGACGUACUCCUCUUUCACUAUGAGAGCGUGCAUGAGUCCCAAGCGUCGGAUGUCAAACAAGAAGCAAAUCACUUGCAAGGAUCAGAUGGGCAGCAGGCUGUCAAGGAAAGCAAAGAACACUCAUGUACCAAAUGUGAUUUUAUUACCCAGGUGGAAGAAGAGAUUUCCCGACACUACAGGAGAGCACACAGCUGCUACAAAUGCCGUCAGUGCAGUUUUACAGCUGCCGAUACUCAGUCACUACUGGAGCACUUCAACACUGUUCACUGCCAGGAACAGGACAUCACUACAGCCAACGGCGAAGAGGACGGUCAUGCCAUAUCCACCAUCAAGGAGGAGCCCAAAAUUGACUUCAAAGUCUACAAUCUGCUAACCCCAGACUCUAAAAUGGGAGAGCCAGUUUCUGAGAGUGUGGUGAAGAGAGAGAAGCUAGAAGAGAAGGAUGGGCUCAAAGAGAAAGUUUGGACUGAGAGUUCCAGUGAUGACCUUCGCAACGUGACUUGGAGAGGGGCAGACAUCCUGCGGGGGAGUCCGUCAUACACCCAGGCAAGCCUGGGGCUGCUGACGCCUGUGUCCAGCACCCAGGAGCAGACAAAGACUCUGAGGGAUAGCCCCAAUGUGGAAGCUGCCCACCUGGCGCGACCUAUUUAUGGCUUGGCUGUGGAGACGAAGGGAUUCCUGCAGGGGGUGCCAGCUGGUGGAGAGAAGUCUGGGGCCCUUUCCCAGCAGUAUCCUGCAUCGGGAGAAAGCAAGUCCAAGGAUGAAUCCCAGUCCCUGUUACGGAGGCGUAGAGGCUCCGGUGUUUUUUGUGCCAAUUGCCUGACCACAAAGACCUCUCUCUGGCGAAAGAAUGCAAAUGGCGGAUAUGUAUGCAAUGCGUGUGGGCUCUACCAGAAGCUUCACUCGACUCCCAGGCCUUUAAACAUCAUUAAACAAAACAACGGUGAGCAGAUUAUUAGGAGAAGAACAAGAAAGCGCCUUAACCCAGAGGCACUUCAGGCUGAGCAGCUUAACAAACAGCAGAGGGGCAGCAGUGAGGAGCAAGUCAAUGGAAGCCCAUUAGAGAGGAGGUCAGAAGAUCAUCUAACUGAAAGUCAUCAGAGAGAAAUUCCGCUCCCAAGUCUAAGUAAAUAUGAAGCCCAGGGUUCAUUGACUAAAAGCCAUUCUGCUCAACAGCCAGUACUGGUCGGCCAAACUCUGGAUAUUCACAAAAGGAUGCAACCUUUGCACAUUCAGAUAAAAAGUCCUCAGGAAAGUACUGGAGAUCCAGGAAAUAGUUCAUCUGUAUCUGAAGGGAAAGGAAGUUCUGAGAGAGGCAGUCCUAUAGAAAAGUACAUGAGACCUGCAAAACACCCAAAUUAUUCACCACCAGGCAGCCCUAUUGAAAAGUACCAGUACCCACUUUUUGGACUUCCCUUUGUACAUAAUGACUUCCAGAGUGAAGCUGAUUGGUUGCGGUUCUGGAGUAAAUAUAAGCUCUCCGUUCCUGGGAAUCCGCACUACUUGAGUCACGUGCCUGGCCUACCAAAUCCUUGCCAAAACUAUGUGCCUUAUCCCACCUUCAAUCUGCCUCCUCAUUUUUCAGCUGUUGGAUCAGACAAUGACAUUCCUCUAGAUUUGGCGAUCAAGCAUUCCAGACCUGGGCCAACUGCAAACGGUGCCUCCAAGGAGAAAACGAAGGCACCACCAAAUGUAAAAAAUGAAGGUCCCUUGAAUGUAGUAAAAACAGAGAAAGUUGAUAGAAGUACUCAAGAUGAACUUUCAACAAAAUGUGUGCACUGUGGCAUUGUCUUUCUGGAUGAAGUGAUGUAUGCUUUGCAUAUGAGUUGCCAUGGUGACAGUGGACCUUUCCAGUGCAGCAUAUGCCAGCAUCUUUGCACGGACAAAUAUGACUUCACGACACAUAUCCAGAGGGGCCUGCAUAGGAACAAUGCACAAGUGGAAAAAAAUGGAAAACCUAAAGAGUAAAACCUUAGCACUUAGCACAAUUAAAUAGAAAUAGGUUUUCUUGAUGGAAAUUCAAUAGCUUGUAAUGUCUUAUGAAGACCUAUUAAAAAAAAAAUACUUCAUAGAGCCUGCCUUAUCCAACAUGAAAUUCCCUUCUUUUAUUAUUCUUUCUUUUGAUGAGUAGGUUACCAAUAUGAAAAAGUGAGAUAAAUGGUCAGUGAGAAAGAGUGGAAGAUGGUAAGCAUUCACGUUUUAAAGCCUAUUAAGUCAAAACCAUCUUGGCCAAUAUGUACUGGGGAAAUAAUCCAUAAGAGAUAUCACCAGACUAGAAUUAACAUGUUUGUAAAGAAAGAGACCAAAACUGUCUAGAAUGUGAAAGGGUUUACAUAUUAUGAUACUAAAGCAGUAUUGGGCUGGCCAUUGGACCAUUUGUUCCAAAACCCAUAAAUUGUUUUCCCUAAAUUUAUAAGUAUCAUGAAACCCUAGGCAGAGGAGGGGAAAUUAAAGGUCCAGGGCAAUGAAAGAAAAAUGGUGCCCUCUCAAUUUGGUCUCCUCUCAUUGGCCGUAUUUCAGAUUUGGACCUAGAAACGCGAGCUGUGGUUAGGCUUGGUUAGAGUACAGCAAGAAACGUGACAGAUGGUGGCACGCUGUUUUUAGCCAGCCCUGCCUGUACAUACACAUGCACACCCUCUCUGAUAUUUUUGUCCUUUAGAUGUUCAAAUACUCAGUAGUCCUUUUGUUUGCAGUUUAGGUUCAUUUUGUCCACACAUAGAUCCAUUUUAGAAAACAAUGUCCUUGAUGCUUCUGUUAUUUCAUUUUAGCCAGGUAUUUCUUUCUUGUGUGUAAUGAACCAGUAUGGAUUUGCUUUUCUAAGCUUCCUGUUGGUUUACUAAUCUCACUUGGCACAUUAUAACUAAAGGAAUCCCCUGAAUUCAAAACCAUAGAUGGAUACAAAUGUCAGACCAUGGGUUUAAUUUGUUUCGGACACACGGCAUUUCUUCACAAGGUAACCUGCUGUAUUUAUUUAUUUUCUUUUGGUUAAAUAUAAUUUCCAAACUUUGUGGUCAGGCAGUGUCUAAGGUUACGUUACCACAGACUGACAGUUGGUUUAUGUACCAGUCAAUCCCUUCAUUUAAUGUAUACAGGUUUAGUUAAGUAGCAUUAAAUAGGAUUCUUAGAAGUAUGUCCUCAUAGUACUUUUAAUACUUAAGGCUUUGUAAAAACUAUCCAUGAAGGGAAAGCUCCUCAGCAUAACUGCUCAGGGAAAUAGGGCUAAAUAACUGAACAUUAAAUAAUUGGUUAAAGGUGCUGUUAGUCGAGCCUCAAUGCUUGCUACAAGGAUGUAUGUACAAGGACUGACUUUAAUAAUUUGCAUUAUAUUGUCCCAACCAGUAGUUUAUUUUUUGCCACGGAGAUGUAGAAGAUAUUACAAGCUACUGGAUGCACUGUCAGAUUAACUUAUUUCAUUAAAGAAGUUGGGAGAACAAAUAGGAAAAAAAAACUUAUUUUUCUAGUAAAUAUUAAUGUAUUACAUUUCAAAUAAUGGUGCCUGACAUAUUGAAUAAUUAUUUUCUACAGUGUACGUAUGCAACAAAGAUAUUCCAUCAUGCAUUAGAGUCAGUUCUGGCUCUGCCUAGCUGUUUACAUUUGCAAAUGUAGCAAACAAGGUAAUGAAGCAACUAUUUCUAUUGCAGUAGAUAUCCUUUUGUGUGUGUGUGUGUGCAUUAAAGUUGUAACCGGUAACAUGAAACAAAUGAAAGUUCUUGCUAUAAUGGUAUGGAAAACAAGAAGGAAAUGAAAAUAUUUUUAUGCCUACUUAGGAAAAAAAGGGUAGCACUAUUCAUUCCAAGUACUUUUUUUUUUAAUUUUUAAGCUCUUAACUCACAUUGUUAUGCUUAAGAUGAUAAACAUAUAUCCUCUUUUUAUUGCUUUGUCUAUGUUUCAUAUGAAACAUUUCAGAAAUUAUUUUGAUAAGUGUUGCUGGAAUCUGCAACGCUGAUGUUAUUAUUGCAUUCUGUAGUUGCAUUUGCACUCCAUUUUUACAUUAAUUCGCAGUUGCUUUGUAUUGUUUUGUUUUGUUUGGGUUUUGUUUCUUUUUCACAGUGCCGGGUCUUCAUUUCUUAAAGUUGGAUGGCAGGUAGAGUUCAACCAGUUCGUGACUGUUGUAGCGAAUGAAGUUAAAAAAUGUCUUUCUUAUGUUGUGUUGUCAUUUUCAUUCUUGCAUUUUUGUUUGCAUAUUAAAAAAAGAGAAAUGAGAAAGCAAGAGACAGAAAUCAGGACUAAGUCCUCUGCUUCAGUUUCAUUGUUAAUGGGCCUUAUUCUGAUCUCACCUGUCGCGUAGCUCUAAUAUUCACGUAAACUGAAAUAAAGAAGUGGAAUGAGGAGCUUUGACAUUCAAAUUAUGUGAUGUAAUUUAUCUUCCUUAGGAAUUUUGAUGGAUGCAUCUCAAAAUAUAUAGCCAGACUUGAGAGGUGACAAUUAGUGAUCUAAAAAAGAGAGGAGAUUCCCCAAACCACAAUAUUUAAUUUUCUUAGUAAAAAGAAUAACAAAAUGCAUCAUGGCAAUCCUCAAGAAACAUUAUCUAUGUGGACUGCUUAAAUCAGCAAAACACCAGAAGUUUGGUUAACUUGGGCAAUAUGACAAGUAUUAAUUUUGGGGCAAAAUUACUCAUUAAGCAAUUUCUCUAGUGUGUGGGACACAAAUAGAUUUUUUAUUUUUGGCAUGUAUGCCUUUUUAUUUUCAUUCAAUUUUUUUUUUUCUCAGACAGACAUGGUAGUAAUGACUAGCAUUGGAAAAUACCUAUCACUAUUGGAAUAUUUAUGGUCAGUCUACUUUUUAGUAGAAUAUUUUUGGAUAGCAUUGACACAAUAGAUCUUAUUCCAUACUUCUUUAUUAUUGAUAAUUUUAUUUUCAUUUUUGCUUUCAUUAUUAUACAUAUUUUGGUGGAGAAGAGGUUGGGCUUUUUAAAAAAGAGACAAAAAUUUAUUAUAACACUAAAUACUCCUUAUUUUUUGACUUAUUAAAGCCUUUAUUCCAUCUCUCAAAAUAUAUUAUUAAAUUUAUUUUUUUAAUUUAAGAUUUCUGAAAUAUUUUAUCUUAAAUUGUAAUUUUAAAUGAGCUAUGGUACGGAACCUUUUAUUAAUGAGGAUUUUCAUGAUGAUUUAGGAAUUUUCUCUCUUGGAAAAGGCUUCUCCUGUGAUGAAAACGAUGUGACAGUUAAAAUUGUAUGCCAUUUAAAAACUGAAAACCUUUUAAAAAUAUUUCUCUAUAUUCUAAAUAGAACUUUGGAUCAAACUUUAGGCCAGGACCAGCUCAUGCGUUCUCACUCUUCCUUUUCUCAUUCUUUCUCUCAUCACUCACCUCUGUAUUCAUUCUGUUGUUUGGGAUAGAAAAAUCAUAAAGAGCCAACCCACCUCAGAACAUUGUGGAUUGAGAGAGACACUACAUGAAUCCAAGUAUAUGAGAAAAGGAUGGAGCUCUAAUAGAUAACUCUCUAGUUCAAAAGGAAAAGAGUGUGCCCAAUUCUCUCUACAUGACAUAUUGAGAUUUUUUUUUUAAUCAAUUUUUAAGAUAGUGAUGUUCUGUUCUAAACUGUUCUGUUUUAGUAAAGGUAGAUUUUUAGAAAACAAGCAUGGGGAUUCUUUUCUAAGGUAAUAUUAAUGAGAAGGGAAAAAAGUAUCUUUAACAGCUCUUUGUUGAAGCCUGUGGUAGCACAUUAUGUUUAUAAUUGCACAUGUGCACAUAAUCUAUUAUGAUCCGAUGCAAAUACAGCUCCAAAAAUAUUAAAUGUAUAUAUAUUUUAAAAUGCCUGAGGAAAUACAUUUUUCUUAAUAAACUGAACAGUCUCAGUAUGGCUAUUAAAGUAAUUAUUAGCCUCCCGCUGUGUGGCUGCUAAACAUCACAAAGUGACCGGUCCUGAGACCUGUGAACUGCUGCCUGUUUAGUAAAUAAAAUUAGUGCAUUUCUAGAGGGGGAAUAUCUGCCAUCCAGUGGUGGAAAUGUGGAGUAAAGACGCUGGUGGUCUGCUUCUGUGCUGUAUGCCAGCCUUUUGCCUAAAGUUGAGAGGAGCUCAACUUUAGUUACUGUUUCUGGGUGGGGCAAAAAACAAACAAACAACAGCAACAACAACAAAAAACAAACACUUAAGGCAUCUUUGGUGAGCCAGUAAGGUGAAAGCUUGCUGACUGUCCAAUAUACAGGAGAAAAUUGAGGAAUUGAAAUGCAACCUGAGUAUAAAACUAAAUAUUCUAACCAAAGGUAGGUACUGUUAGGUGGAAUUCUAUCAGCAGACAAAUGAGAAGAAGAUAGAAGGACACCCAUCGGGACUUUUAGGGCAGUGUUAUUUUCCCAAAGAAAGACGGCCAAGGGCAGAGGCAUGGCUUCUUCACAGAGCACUUCCUUUUGAUUUUUCAAUACUGUUUCAUAGACAGUGGACUCACAUAUUCCUGAAAGUGGCACAGUUGCUUAGAAAGCAUCCCAGUUAAUUGCAGUAAUUAGAACUUCUGGAAUAUGCUAGGGCAGAAGUAUGUCAGGUCAGGGAUGAAGAAAAUGUGAAAUUCAAGAGUAAUCCACAUAUGGAAACUAGAUAAUGUACGUUCAUGUGUUCUCUUGAAAGGAAAGGGAGAGCUGUAAGCUUCACUCUGUCCUACACCAGAGAAAAACAAGAAUAACUUUACCGUGGAAAUAAUGUUUACCUUUAUCAGAGAAAAUGGUCCUUCUAGUCCAUAGAGUCCCAACACUCAAUUCUGGUUUUCCCCUGGUUGUUUCUUUCACAUAUGGACUGCAGCAUAUCACUUUUUCUUUUUGUGCCUCAGGUUCCUCAGCUGUAAAAUGGAAAAAAAAUAUAUUAAUAAUAAUAAUAUUAAUAAUAAUAAUGGUAAUGUAGUAUUUGUUUGUAAAGCACUUUGAGAUCCUUGGUUGAGAGGCACCAUACGAGUGCCAAGUAUUAUUAUGUGGCCAAGGGGAUUAUAUAAACUGUCAGUUCCCAUGGGCCAAGAAAGGUUGGGGUCAUUUUUCUUAAAGAUGAGCUGUAAAUAUCAACUAGGCAGCCAAUAGUGUUGACUAUGAAGAUGCAAAACUAUUACUAGGCUGAUAAAACCAUAGUUUCUUAAUGGCUACCAAUAAGGCAAAUAUCACAAUAACAAAUGCCAAAUUGCUUAGGGUGGACUAUUUGACAACCACAUGGAAAUUUUGGGGGGAGGCAUGCGGGGGGGGAACAUCUCAAAAUGCCAAUGUAAAAUUAACUUACAGCAAUAUUCACCAGCAGAAAAUGUCUUUCAUGUGGAAUGAUUUCAUGUUGCUAAGAAAAAGAAUUCAAUUUGUAGUCCUGAUUUGAAUAUUAGAAUGUUGGCUAUAAUAGUUCUGUUCUUACAACACAUGAAAUUUUUUUUGUUUUAUUUUAUUUUGUUUUCAUAGUGCAUGUUCAUUUCUACUCACAAACAUGUUCUUGGUGUAUUUCUUAUGCAAACAAUCUUCAGGCAGCAAAGAUGUCUGUUACAUCUAAACUUGAAUAAUAAAGUUUUACCACCAGUUACACAUAACGGCGUUGGUAUGGUUUAUAUGGAUUCACUUUCAUCCAUCUAGCAAUAGGAAAUACAGAUCAUUGUAACAAAUAUAUACAGGCUCUGCUGAAUUGAGAUGGUGAAAUCAAAUCACCAUUCUAAAAAAUUAUUACUCAUAUUGAUAAAGCCUGGAUUCUCUCAAGUUAUUUUGUUUUGCUUUGCUUUUUUCUUUAACCAAUCCAUCUCUUAUUGAUAGAUUUUGUGUAAAAAGAUAUAUACUAGUUUCUUCAGAAAGAUUAACAAUAAAAAUUGUGUUUAUUUCAAAAACA
This is a messenger RNA of Sapajus apella (tufted capuchin), 18261 nucleotides long. It is a transcript of the gene TRPS1, whose product is annotated as transcriptional repressor GATA binding 1. The transcript has 6 exons. Gene Ontology annotation, cellular component: nucleus. NCBI's taxonomy places the organism in Eukaryota, Metazoa, Chordata, Mammalia, Primates, Cebidae. The record is from RefSeq and is a predicted model, not a curated record. Gene Ontology annotation, biological process: regulation of transcription by RNA polymerase II. Gene Ontology annotation, molecular function: zinc ion binding; RNA polymerase II transcription regulatory region sequence-specific DNA binding; DNA-binding transcription factor activity. Bases 8568 to 12452 code for a protein of 1294 amino acids.